Sycon ciliatum is the source of this 7602-nucleotide messenger RNA. RefSeq names its product E3 ubiquitin-protein ligase UBR2-like. Bases 216 to 5750 code for a protein of 1844 amino acids. Lineage: Eukaryota; Metazoa; Porifera; Calcarea; Leucosolenida; Sycettidae. The record is from RefSeq and is a predicted model, not a curated record. The transcript is spliced from 53 exons. Gene Ontology annotation, biological process: ubiquitin-dependent protein catabolic process via the N-end rule pathway. Gene Ontology annotation, molecular function: ubiquitin protein ligase activity; zinc ion binding.
UCAAGCUAAAAAUUAUGAAGGAAAGUCAUUUCCAGCAUCGUGAACUUGGAUUUACUUAGAAGGACAACUUUCGACACGUUUCUCUUUGUAUGUCCUGGUGUCCAGUCUGGCUCUGGGGGACAAUUACUUAGAAGGACAGGAGGGAUACGAUGGGUUCUAUGAGCUUUAUCUAGUACCAGACGAACGCCUUAUGUUAUAAUCGUUCAGAAGUCGUGAUGUCUGAAAGAAGGCAGUUGAGCAUGCCAGGGCAAUUUUUGCCCUUGGAGGUUGGUACUACCGCCUCUGAGCUGGCCACGCACCUAUUGGGCUUGCUGGAAGCUGAAUCUGGUCAAGGCAUUGCCAUGAUGCGGUUGGUCUGGGAAACCCUAAUAUACUACGUACCAGUUGCUUACCAGAAUUCGAGUGGAAUGCAUGGAGAAAGACCAGCCCAUUGUGAUACUCUGCUGGAUCUUCUAGGAUACCUGCUGUUCAAUGGAGACCCGAAGCAGGGGAUGGAAAAGCUUAAGGAGAAUAGCACACCGCAGCAGAUGUGCGGAAGAGUCUUUCGAAAUGGCGAGUCCACCUACCUUUGCUUGGACUGCGGUGUGGAUAUGACCUGUGUCUUGUGUUCACAGUGCUUUCAGAACAGCGAGCACAAGAAGCAUAGUUACAGGAUGGCAGCUUCGGGUGGGAGCGGUUGCUGUGACUGUGGCGAUGAGGAAGCAUGGAAGAGUCAUCCACACUGCAAGCUGCACCCGGCAGCGGGCGCUGACACCAAGGCUGAGGUUGGUAUCGACCCGGCGCUUCAGGAGCGUGCACGUGCAGUGUUGAGCCAGUGUCUGCGCUAUUGCGUUGAGACUUUGACAUUCAAGGAUGCAGUGGCACCGGACUGGUGUACUGGUGAGAAGCACUGUCUACUUUUGUACAAUGAUGAAGUGCAUACAUUUGAUGAGAUCAUCAAGAUCUUGAAGCAUGAUCACACUCUGAGAGUAUCUACAGAUGCUGCGGCCAAUCUUGCUACCAUCAUUGACCGUGAUGGUCGUCUACCCGUGAUUGUUGCCUCGAAGGAUGAAUGCUUGAAGAUGAAAAAGAACAUUCUUGAUAUCAAGCUUCAUGGCGGUCUCAAGCCCGAUGUCGUCCUCAAGGUUUUCCCGCACAGCCUUGUGGUUCAUCAGAUUUUCGCCAUCUCCUUGCUCGCUUGGCUUGAGAACCUGUCCGUAACGUGUGGUGCCUUGCAGACGAUCAUGCGCGACACGAUGCUGAGAGGUUCAUUGGCCCAGCCGCAUUCAGCUACCCCCGCCAGUGAAGCAAGCACAUUGAUCAUUGACAGAGUGCUCUCCGUGGGAAAUGUCUUGUGGAAAGUGUCUCGUUGUGAAUUCCAGUCUUUUGUCAUGAGCUUGAUGACAAGUGACACCCAUCAGAAGGUGGACUUUGCCAUUAAGUUCCUUGAGCACUAUCAACGUAUCGAGGAACAGUACCUUGAGGAUGACCACGAUCACAGCAUGUCGAUGGCGUCACUAUCAGUGCAGUUCUUUACGGUCCCCACCGUGGCGUACACACUGAUGGACAAUCACGAUGCCUUCUACAAGAUCACACAGUUUGUCGUGGACAGACUACAUGCCUGCAGAAAUUCCGAUGGUGUACUAGCGCUGGCAGAGCAUCAGAACACCGUGGACAUGCAGAGAUUUUGCUAUGUUGUGGAAGACACUCGUUACUUAUUGUGCCAUCCUCCAUUGGCAUGGACUGAUGAGCGCCGGGCCUGGUUCUUGAGGGGCUUUGGCAACGUCGUGCAAAUCUACCUGGAGCUGGAGGGUGUGGAGUCAUUCAGGAGAAAGGAAGACGAGCACGUUCUCUAUGAGAAGGAAUGGGAGGAGAGCUUCAGCUUUAUGUUGCAUUACAACAGUGUCCUGCGACGUUUGGUGAAAUGGAUUCGAUCAGAUGAGAAACUCACUCACCUGUGUCUCAAGCACAUAAUGGAUGUGCUUUGCAAGCUGACCCAAUAUCGCUACACAGUCUUGGAGAUUCUUUCCGUCCGACAACGGCCAGGUUCUAGUACACCACCUUCAAAGACAAGUGGGUAUGUGACGGGUGAUUGUCUCCGGUUGUCGGUGUCCGUCCAUUGGCCAUUGAGGCGGCUACUAGCGCGUAUCAUGACAUGUAGGGACGUGGAUGUGGCUCUGCUCUUUUCUGAAGAUGCCAAGAAGUUGUCUGGAGCUGACCUUAACACACCACCAUCCAGUGAUAUGCUGCGUCCUGUCACGGCCCAAUGCAUCAUGGAGCAUCCAUUGCGAACAUAUAUCGUCGCUCAACAAGUUUUAGCCGGCAUGUGGAGAAGAAAUGGUCACAGUGUCUACAGCAUGAUGGUGCACUAUGAGAGUCCUAGCUGUUGCAUGUGUGAUGCAGAUCUCGCCCUGUUCCAAGUGUGUGGUACUUUGAUUGAACCGGACAUUUUCAUUGACACCUUGCUUUCCCGGCUGAUGUUGCUCCGCACACCCGAAAGGGUGAUUUUGCACAAUGUAGAAAUCUUCUUCCGCAUUCUGCUCAACAUCAUUGGUGAGCGCUACGACAAUAAUGUAGCCCGCAAUGUCACAGAUCGUAUGCGUAUCGAGCGUGAGCUAGUCCAUGCUCUGUUCCUGGGAGCGUUGACGCACAGCGAGGCGGUGAAAGAAGGCACCAGCACGCCGGCUUUGUUCGCCAACCCAACUGGAGAAAAGGACCACCGGUUGGUUGAGGAGGUUCUUAAGACUGUUGCCGAGCGGAAGACUAGUCGUACUGGACAGACAGCUGAGUAUCACUUGAAGGACGAGUACUUCUCACAGUGCACUCCUUUCUACUAUCAUCAUAACAAGCAGCAGCAGUCCAAGGUUCACAUGCGAGGUCGUGGGGUCAAGGACUGGGUGGGUCUCACACCAUUGCCAGUGUUCAGGCCCAGACUGGAGCCAGUCUUGUCGAUCAUGUCUUCCGAUUCUCUGCACAAGUUCAUCGCUUACUCGCUGCAUGCUUGCACCAAUCUAGAGGCGAAGCUCUGGAACGAGCAGACACUUCACCAGACUCUGUACCUUAUUGGAAUGAUGUGUCAAGAGGAGGACCUGUAUGCAAGGCAAGUCGCCGGUCGCAACAAAGAUCAGCUCAAGUUCUCGUUCAUGCAGGCAAUGAUCGAGAAGACCUUUGCUAUAAGUGAUAAUGUGUCCAUCUUCAGUUUACUGGUGAAGCUGCAGGACACUGAUCGUGCUGACGAGUACAAAGCAUUGUUGCAACGUGUCAUUGAGAUGCUCUCUGCGAACAAGAAGAAGCUGCUGGCAGACCAAGGGCAGACUCUGACGCUUUCAGGUGUGGACGCAGUCGACGGAAACACACCGGUGGUGGAGACUCCGAAAAGCCCUAGAACCACAGCUGAAGAGGAGAAGGCAGAGCGCAAGAAGAAGGCUGCGGCACAGAGAGCCAAGGCCAUGCAGCGCAUGCAAGAUCUGCAGAGGACCUUCUUGGCCACGGACGAAGCAGAACAUGCUGCUAGUGCCGGCGCGGCAUCUGAGGCUUCAAGCGCUGUGUCUGCUGCUGCUGCUGCCGCCGCCGCAACUGGUGGUGAUGAUCCCAUGUCCACAUCUAGCUGCGCCGUGGCUAGCGCUGCUGAAGCAGUCCAGCCGCCGUCGGUCAUGAAGCUCAUGUGCAUACUCUGUCAGGAGGAAGAGGAGGUGACAUCUGAGAAUGCGGCUAUGGUCAUGCCGGGCUACUGUGGAAUAUCUCGUGUCGUAGGCGUUGAUCAGCUCAUGACCCCGGCCAGCUUGUCAGAAUUUGAUGCCAUUCUUUGCCCGAGCAAUCUGCCAUUUGGAGUUCAUGUCAACUGCUGUGGGCAUGCCAUGCAUGCGUCGUGCCAUGCAGAGUGGCUACGCACGGAAAGUCAGAAGCGGAGGCACUCCCAGCCUGCUAGUCAGACGUACCGCUGUCCAAUGUGUAACAAUGUUGGAAAUCUGGCCAUGCCUGUGUUCCCACGGCGUGUUGCACAGCUGCCUGGCCGAUCUAUCAACAUGUCUCGCUCUCUGAGCACGCUGGCCAGUGCUAUCACAGCACGCCUGUUACAGCCCGCUAGUCAAUCUCCGUCUCAAGAGUCCAUUGAUUCAGAUACUGGCUCAGCCAGUGGUUUGCAGCGUUCUCGUCGACGGAGUGGUUCCACUGGUUUCACCACCACAUUGGCGAAAGCGUAUCGCUACUUUGCUGACCGAAGAGGCCGCAGGUCGGUGCCAUCACAAAGUGAGGAGGCUACUGGUCCUGAUAGUCUGAUUGAUCUCCUGCGCGAUUUCGCAGGUGGUGUACAAAAGCGACUGGGAAGUUCAAAUACUGAAUCUGAGUCUGUUGAUACCCUUGGUUCAUCUCUAGGAUACGGUAUAAUGUGCUUGGAGCGGCUCCUGCAUUCGGAGCUUCGGAGCGUCUUUGGUGAGCUAUCGUGUCGACUGAAUGACCCGUAUGAAGUUCUCACAGGGCUGGGAUUUGAGGCCCGCUCGGAGUUGGCCCACUCCAGUGGAAAGCCAACGGUGAUCACUCCGUCAGAAAGGCGUCUUCUGUCAGUGGUUGCACGAUUGCUUUCCUCUGAUGACGUGGCCCUGGACAGGCUGCCCAGUUUUGAUACCCGUGUCUUCCACUUGGAGCCAUUCCACCUUAUGGUUCAGUUAUCUCUGCUAUUCAACCAGUUCUCUCAGUCGUUGGAGGCCGAUGUGAUCCAGGCGCGUGGCUUGGUGGACUGGUGGCCGCUGAACCGGAUGGAGUGCACACUGGUUGCUCUGCACCUAGCGCUCAUUGUUCAAGUGGUGCAGAUCCUGAUCGUCGCCACUCCUGAGAAGCUUCUGGAGAUGCCUGUAUCGGAAUCCGUUGAGGAGCUGCCCAGCCAGUGUAUACUCCACCUGUGGACAGCACUGAAGUCACAUAACCUCUUGAAGCACUGGCAGCCAAUGCUGCAGCAGAGUGAGGUCACGGAACAACGGCUAGUGAUGUACGUGCAGCAGGAACUGGUGCCGUUCUUGUCACGCGCAGCGCUCUUCCUGCGCUUCCAAGGUCACCCGCUACCUCCGCCUACUGCCGAUGGCUGGGAGAACUAUGCUUCGCUGGCCAAGUUCCUGGGUCUGCCCGAGAGCAUAUCGGACGUGAUGGCUGAGCAACUGUGCGGCACUGAUUCCGCAUUGUCGCGAUGGAUGAGUGUGUUGGAGUCGGCAGACAAAGCCUCCGAUUCUCCAGUAGACACAUGCCCAGCUAAGGUUGCCAGGACCAGCUCUAACAUCCAUGUUCCCGGUGUGCGUGGUCUGAGUCAGCUACCUAACGACUACAGUGACUUUAUCCAGCGUGUCUCCACACUAGAGUGUCCGCAAGCCGUGCAUGACAGCACAUUGAACAAGCUAGUGAAGCACCCAGCCAUGUGUCUCAUCUGCGGAGAGUUUCUGUGUGCUAUGACCUACUGCUGUCGCAAAGAUCCCAACUGUGGCAAUCUCUCCUAUCACGCACAAAUGUGCGGUGGUGAGAUAGGGAUCUUCUUGCUAGUCUGGGAUUGCAAAGUGAUGAUCUUAGCGCCUCCGCUGGGAAUGCUACAAGCUGUUCCUUACCUGGACGAGUAUGGAGAAACCGCUAGCGCAGGCGGUCGCACUAUUAAUCCCCUGUUCCUGGAUGCCACUCUGCUCAAUGACCUGCAAGCUGUGUGGCAACGGCACGGUUUCAUUGAGAAAGUCUGGACUUUCUCAGAUCAACAAGGACAUCAGUACAUUCACAACCACUGGAAUGACAUGUAGUCAAUGUACCUGCAUGUAACCGUGCCCAAACAUGUUGCUGCUGCUGCUGCUGCAUGACAUCACGUUGCUGGACACUGACGUAAUGGCUGUCAAGGUGAUUGCGAAUCAUGGCAUGAUGAGAUGACGACGGGACAAUGACUGUAUUGUGUGACUGCUGUAAGUAAGAUCACAUACUAGUACUGACCACGUUGGAACUCUGGGAAUGAAUGUUCACUGCGUGCCGAUACCCCUCUGCUCCUGAUGAUGCUGGUCAUGAUGAUGUCAUGAUGAUGAUGAUGAUGGUGGCAGUGGUGGUAUGGGCAAUACACCGGUAUGAUCACAUGGGUCGCUGGCCCGCGUAUGCCGUCAUCCGCAUGUACUCUAGCUAGCAAUGAUUAUGUGCAGCGUUCAGCUGUGCACUGGCCAUAGUGGUGUACACGUGUAGUACGUGUUGCUGCUGAUCAUCUUGCCUAGAUCCACGGUGCACGCUGUUCGAUGCACACUGCUCCUGCUCCUGCGCAGGGCGUGCACAAUGUCCUCCUCACAAGUCCUCUCUACAGUAACAGUUGCACAUCAUCACUGUCAACACGUGUGACGCUCCUCGCCGUUGGACCAUGUACUUAUGACUGGUCAGUACGGUGCCACUGUCUCUGUCACUGUCUCUGUCACUGUCACACUACUGUAGUGCAUUAUUUUCUUCUGAUGCUGGUGAUCCUGUUGACUGUUUUUAAAGUCACCCACCUGACUCAUCACCUACAAUGUACCUCCGCAUAUAUCAUUAUUCUAUUCUUAAGUUAGUGCGCGCGCACGCACACACACACAUGUACACAUACUCGCCUGCAGCGUCUGUCCUACCGCUAAUGGUGGUAUGCACACCUCCACACGACUAUAUCGCUGCCAUGUAGUGUUGCGUAGUGUGCUGACCUUUCCGCUACCCUUCUGGACAUGGCAGUCGCCAAUAUGCUUGCCCAGCCAUCCGAGGGGCUUCUUUCCUUCUUCGUCUUUGCUCCUUAAACUUUCAUGAUUUAGUUUUGAAAUUUCUGUGUGUGUGUGUGUGUGUGUGUGUGUGUGUGUGUGUGUGUGCGCGCGCACGCGUGUAUGUGUGUGUGUGUGUAUGUGUGUGUGUGCGUGUGUGUAUGUAUAUGUGUGUAUGUAUUAUGGUGGUGCUGUGAUACUACCAGUAUUGGCGUUCAACAUGCCACCAUACCUAGCUUAUCAUCUUGUCUUUGCUCGAUUCCAAUCACGUUCUUUGGCUGGCAUUUUAUUCACCUUAUACAGUGCGCUUUGCUUUGUCCCCCGCGUACUCUUACGGUGCGCUUUGCUUUGUCCCCGCGUACUCUUACGGUGCGCUUUGCUUGGUCCCCCGCGUACUCUUAUUCUCCUCGUUGCGCCGGCCGCUUCUUUUGACUAAACCUCCUUGCAGCAGUCUCACAAUGUGUGACGUCAUGCUGUUCGUAUUUGGCCCUGCGUGUUACUGCUCGUUUCCCAGUAACUACAUGCUGCAGCUGCUGCAGAGUUAGCAUGCUGGAUUGCACUUCUGUACUCUUCCUGUGUACGAGUACUGGCAUUAUCAUUCCCCUGGUCCAUACCAACACAAAACACUCUAUCUAUGUGCACUGUAGAUGCCGCAGUGUAUUUCAACUCCUGUAUAGUCGUUCAGGCACACGACUCUGAAACUCCCUUCUAAAUCUGUGAUGUUUAUUACUUGUAUGAGAAUACACGUACACGUACACCAACCUUGGCAUGGAUUGUUUGUACGACUACUCGCUGCUGCUGCUGCUGCUGCUGCUACUACUAUGACCAUGGUGACAGUGUGAGUCCACAGGCGUGACACUAGCCUUGACAUGGAAAACUGUAAAUAUGGCCAGGUUUA